This is a messenger RNA of Bombyx mori (domestic silkworm), 6703 nucleotides long. RefSeq names its product testis-expressed protein 2. Gene Ontology annotation, molecular function: lipid binding. Lineage: Eukaryota; Metazoa; Arthropoda; Insecta; Lepidoptera; Bombycidae. Bases 177 to 3608 code for a protein of 1143 amino acids. Gene Ontology annotation, cellular component: endoplasmic reticulum. The transcript has 21 exons. The record is from RefSeq and is a predicted model, not a curated record.
GUCACUGCACUUUUUGACAUUUUUGACAUCUUAUCAUAGUUUUUUCUGUGAUUUCUGUGUAACUUGAAUUGAUUGUGGCGAAUAUUUAAAAACAUUAGGAAAUUUUGUGGACUAUUAGUUUUAAUUAUUAAACGUCAUGAUUUUUAAUAAUUUAUUUUUUACUUGAUACAAUAAGUAUGGAAUUGUCUGGGGCAGGGAAAUCUCCAAACACAUCAUUAUCAUUUAGGUACAAUGCCAAUAAUGAGGAGUUAGAAGAGCUUUUUAAUGCAUGCGAUGAUGAUCCCCCUACACCGCAAACGGAUCCACCAUCGACCCCACAAAAUGAAAAUGCCAGUCCAAAACGUGGUGAUAGAACACCCUCCAUAAUAGACAAGUACUUCAAGUCCAUAAGAACUGAAAAACUUGUGGAAAAAACGGAGGACAUCAAGCCUGUGGAUGCUAAAUCAGAUGAACGUCCAACACCUCCAAAGGAAGUGUCCUCGUCUCCGAUGAAGGACUACCUGAACCGUUUAACCAAGAAAAAUGUGUCUGAUAUUUCACAAGAAUCAAAAGAAGGUAGCAACGAAACUUGGAAAAUAUUCCAUGACUUCAAGUUUAAAAUAGCGCAAGCUGUUGAAGAUAUGAAAACUCGAUCAGGAGACGAAACUAAGGAAAAAUCAGUGCCAAGGGAUAAUUCAAUAUCAGACUCUGAAGAAAAUUCUGCUGUCAAAGAUUCAGAUCAACAAAGUGUUGGAGAUACAGAUAAUCAGGUGUCUUCAUUAGACAGCAGUAUACAAAACUUAUCAGAAAUUACUCAGCCACUAACUGCAAAACCUACUGAAUUGAGUCUUCCUGUAGAUAACAAGAAUAAUUCCGAUUCUAGUGACGAUACACACAAGAAUUUAAAUAACAGUGACUCAAUGGACGUAACAAAAGAGCCAAUGAGCGAAAGCAUGUUGGAUGUAGAGUCCGGAAUAGAAGCUUUAGAAGACAAUAUAGAUGGUUUUGGAGACAUCACAAGCUGUGAUACAAUUGGUUUUGAGAAUACUAAACCCUACGAACCAAGUCCGUCACCUCCUCCAAGCCCAACCAACUCUGGCUUACCACCGAGCAAAACGAAUUUACAAAAUCAAAACAAUCCAAACAGACCAAAGACUUAUUUUUUUAACUUUACAAUGUAUUUACUUACGUUUCUGCUAUUGGUGAACUAUAUGCUCUUCCCCAAUUCGAAUAUCUGGAAUGGUUUCUUAUUAGGGAUAUGGUUCUUUUGUUUCGCAAGCAACGCUAAACAUUGGUUGUUAGACAAUUAUUUUAGUGACUGGGAACCACAGAAGGGUAACUUCUUCCAGUUAAAACGAAGCAGCACUACACCAAUUACAUACACGAUUCCGUCGGUUAAAGAGCACAGGCCUUUGAAAAAGUAUGAGGGCUGGAUAAAUCACUACAGGUAUCCGGAUUACGAUCCUUACACCUACCACAUAAACAAAACGACGACAGCAUUCAUGAAACUAGAAGGAUGCAAUUUAAGGAUAUCGUACACUAGAACGAAGAUCGCGAAGAGAGCCCUUUGGGAUGAAAAAAUUGAUAAAGUUAUGUUCUAUCAGCACAGACUAUACAAUCUCUCCGGUGCCCGUAUUAUAUUAUUGCCGAAAGGACUUGUGAAGAGAAGACAGUGGAGCAAAAAAUACCCAAUAUGUGUAAUUUUAAACGAAAAAGAAAAGAUUCAAGUUUUAGAAAAAGAAACCACCGCAUCGGACCGUAAAAGUUCGGAUGCCGCCAACGAAAAGAAGAAAGAAACACCGGAAACCGAAAGCGCUGAAACAAACACAAGCCCAGAGAAGAAACGGAAAUUUGUUUGGCGAAGACGUGAAAAGAGUAUCUCACAACCGGAAACGGAAACCGGUAAAGAAGGCUUAAGACAAAGAUUUGCAAGGAAGAUGCAUAAAGAUAAGAAAGCGGAAACGCCCACGGAAACGGUGGAUUCCCAAACGCAAAGUCAAGGGCAAAGCGAUGACGUCACGCUCAAUGAUAUCGAAAUGGAAGUCAGCAAAUCGGCGACUAGCACCAAGGAUGAUAUGGACGAGGACAUCGACGAGAAUGAACUGUCGAAGAUCAAGGAGUUUUUGGAAGAAGCUGAAAUGGAAACGGGCGCAGACGGCACGGCAGAAGGAGAAUGGAGCGUCCACGUGAAACAUUCUAAAGACAAGCAUUCGCAUUUGUAUCUAUUCGCUCGGACUGGACGCGACAAACACGAGUGGUUCCGUAGAUUGAGUACGGCAAUAGCUGAAGCUAACGCGGCUUCCUCGGACUCGUCCGGUCCCGACGACAAAUCGAACGACACGAAUGAAAACAAAGACGGCAUCGAGCUCGCCGUCUACAAGUUCUCUGAAAAGGACACGGUCGCCUUCGCCAAAACAUCGAACAAGUCUGACACCGGCUCCGAGGGUGUUACGAUUUCGUCGCUGGGACAAACCCUACCGUCAGAUUCGGAAGCCUACGAGAAAAACUUCUGGCCGUAUCUGAUCAAGAUUAUACAGAGUCACGAUGUAGCCUCAAAACAAACAGCAGACGUCGGAGUCAUGUGUACGAUCGAACCGUCAACUCACCAACGAAAUCGGAACAAGAAGAUUAACAAAUGCGAUCCAAAAAGUCCGUCGCCGGACUGCGAGUGCCGCACCCUGCCCGCGGAACUGACCUGGGUCAACACGGCGCUGGCUCGCGUCGCGUACGACGUGAUGCGGGACCCCGUCAUCAUAGCGCGCGUGCAGAACAGGAUACAGAGAAAGCUCAACACUCUCAAGCUGCCGUCGUUCAUGUCCCCGCUGACGGUGACGUCACUGUCGCUGGCGGGCGCGUGCCCGGCGCUGGGCGGCGUGGCGGCGCGCUGGGACGCGCGCGGCGUGUGGCUGGACGCCGACCUGCGCUACGACGGCGGCGCCCACAUCGCGCUACUCACGCAGAUCAACCUCAUGAAGCUGAAGGAGAAGAAUAUGACAUUGGAGGAGCAACUCCUCGAGCACAGCGAGAAUGUCGUUGAAAGCGACACUUGCGCCACACCGACUUGUGGAGCGUUUUCUGAAAAACAACUCAGAAAAAGGAAACCCGCGAUAUACGAUUCCGAUAUAGAAGACUCCGCGGAGUCGAGCAGCGACGACGAGAGUCCGCCGGUGCAGCCCGUCGACAGCGCUGACAACCUAACGGUAUCGGAGUCUCCAUCUACGACGACGGAAGGUGGAUCGUCCAAAAAGAAAUUCUUACGGAUGGUCGAUAAGAUUGCAACCAACAAAUACUUCCAGCAGGUAACCGACUACAAGUACGUGAAGCGUGCAAUGGAGGGACUGUCCAACACGGAUAUAAAACUGCAUCUAGAAAUACAAGGUCUGGAGGGACGCCUGUCAUUUAAUCUCCCGCCUCCGCCGCACGAUCGAGUAUGGAUCGGUUUCCGAACGAAUCCUCAACUGGUGCUAAAAGCGCGUCCCGCGGUCGGCGCGCGCACAUUACGUUUCACGCACAUCUCCAACUGGAUCGAGCAGAAGCUGAGCAAAGAAUUCGAAAAGGUCCUCGUUUUGCCGAACAUGGAGGAUAUCAUUAUCGAUAUAAUGACGCCAACACCGGUGCAGUUCGAGUGAGUACUUUUUUAACCCAAAAUGCCUAAAACGUGUUUUAUAAAAGAGUUCGGAAUAUUAAAAAAAAAAAAACUCUUAACACUGGGGUUUUUCUGAAUUAAGAAGCCAAGGGUUCUUUUGUUAGGUUAAGGCAUCCUUUUAAGUAGUGAUAUACAAUAAAAAAAAACUUUACAAAAAAUGAAACGCAAAUAGAAAAAUAUUAAAUUGUCUAUGCACAUAACAAAUUGUUUAUUUGAUGUUAUAAAAUUAAAAUUCUAUGCAAAUUUUCAUGUACUAUCUAAAACGAAAUUAUAGUUUAUUUUUUAUAAUUGGAAAAGUAUGUAAUGAGAAUAUUUUUUUAUUAUUUUGGAUGUGGCAGGGACGUAAUUAGAAAUUAAAUUGUACUAGGAAAUUAAGUUAGCGAACUUGUUUUUAUUUAAUAAAAAAGACAAUGAAAACAUUAAAAACAACGAGACAUUGUAAACAAAUACGUCGCUAAAGUUAAUUAAGUAGCUAUGAUAUAAUUAACUAAACAGUAAUAUUAUGCUAAUGGCGAAGCAGUUCCGACAAUACCACAAUAUAAUUGAUUUUUAUUUUAUGAAAUAGUCAUAUUUUUUAACUUCUGGGUCUCAUAAGUCUCAUAAUAAAAAUCGAUUUUUAAAUUGUUUUUCGUUACAAUUUUUAUUAUUAUGUUAAAAUUAUUUUAAAUUAUGAGUUUGGAUUAAUUAAUUUUUGAAUUGAUCAUUUAAGAACCUUGCCUUCUUUCACAUGAAUUAUUGUAAUAAUAUAUUAGUCUUCUCAUAAUAAAACGUAUAUAACAUUAGAAAAAAAUAUUUCUGAGCAUUCCUGAGGUUUGUUCACUGCAAUUUCAUUAAAAAAUAUAUAUAUAUAGAGUUGUCUGCUUCCAAUGCUGAACCCGUGAUUUAAAAAAAAACAAUAAUGGUUAAUCAUGCAUAGACCAACUCCAUUCAUAUUCGUACUUCAUGUAAUCGUCGCCGGGCUCGUUUACAAUCUCAUAUUUCCACAAUUUUGUGUAGUAUUUUUUAAACCUAUGUAUCAAUCACAACUUUAUUACCGCAAUGUGAAUAUUCAGAUUAUAUGUUUAGAAUCUGGGACGAUAAUAUCUGCCAAAAAAUGUUUUCGUAAAAAAAAAACUAGCGAAUAACAUAAUAACCCUAAAGUGUAUUGUUGUUAUUGUAUACUGACUAGUAGGUAUUUCAGCAUUAAUUAAUUCAGUGUUAGGUGUCAGUCGGUUCAUAAAAGUAUAGUUACAAUUUAAUUAAAAAAUAUAUACACCUGCAUAAUUAAUCGUCUGAAUAUUAUAUAAAAUUAGUAUGAAAUAUAUAGUUUCUUAGAGUUUACUUGGCGAUCUGUACGUAACAUUUUAUUUUAAAAUAAUGCUCUAUCUGAUGGAUAAAAUUUAACGAUACAGAAGGUGAUAAUUCAGCGUCAGCUACUGAAUAAAGCUUUCGAUAAUUGUUCGUGAGCUUAUAAGCCACCUAAUUCCAAAAGGUUUCAAAUUGUCACUUUAUAAUAUGUAGUUUUAAAUGAUAAAAUUUAUUCCGUGAGUAGCUGGAAUUGCCCCUUAGGCCAUUACCAGUGAUUAGGCAAGGAUUUUUUUUUAAAAGAUAUUUAAGAACUGCUUAUAUAAUUUUUUAUUAAAUUAACAAAAGCAAAAAAAACCGAUCGCUAAGUAAAGUUUGAGUAUGAACCAGUAGUACUACGGUGUUAGAGCUUCCUCGUCAUUGAACUGUUGCGACAAUAAUUACAUCACAUAAAAUAUUUGAAAAAGAAAUACGGUGUUCGCACAAUUUUUAUAAUUAAAAUAAAUUUAAUAUUUAUUGCCAGCACAUUACGUAAAUUUAUGAUCUGAUGUUUGGUUCUUAUUUUUUAUUUUAGGCUUUAUUUGUAGUAUUCCAUUGAAUAAUGUUAAUACCUCAAAAUUGACUAUUUUUUUAUUAAACCGUGUCACUUGUAAACCAAUAUUAUGUGAUUUGAUCAACAAUAAGGUUUCUAUUAUCAAAAUUGAAACGUAAAAAUGAUGGGAAAUAUUGAGCCAGUCAUCAAAACAACGACAUUGUAUGGGGUUAUAUUUGGGGUUAAACUUUAUCCAACUGUUAAGGCUGAGUGUGUUUUGCUCAUAAUCUAAAGUAUGCUUUUCAAAUAUGUGUGCCGAAUAAAAUAAUGUUUUAUUUUACUAAGUAAAGAGGAUAAUUGAUUGAUUAUUUAAUCAAUUGUCUAGAGCUUAUGAAAGAACACUACACCGUCAUCACCACUCGAAUAGUUAAAUAAACUCUCACACGAGUGUGAUGAUGACAUAGUAUUUUACUUUAUUAUUAUGAUUUAAAUGUUGUUUGUGGGUUUAUUUUUUUGUCAUGAGGCACGUGGCCAUUUUUCAAUUCUAUGAUAUGACUUAUGCCAAACCUAUAAUAAUUAUCUUUUGUAUUUUUAUAUGCGAUAAGUUUAUAUGUAAUUGAAAUUUAAAUAAAAUGUAAAAUUAUAAUUUAUAGUACAUAUUUAAAAAUCUCACUAAGUGAAUUCAAUCGUGAGACAUUCCAUCACAAAAUGCUUUUUUUUCUUCUACUAAAAAGUAUUUGAGACUUAAUGUCCGUAUUGGAAUAAUAAAUCACAAUAGAAACGUUUCCAAAAUACACUACGUCAACAUAUCACAACGAAAUUAAAUAUUUUUAAAAUAAUUAUCUCUCUAUUGUCGUUUACAGUAUUUUAAUGUAUUAUUGUGUAAUGUUUAUAUAACUAAGUUUACAUUGCUUUAUAAUAAUAAUUCAUUUAAGUGCAAUUCGAUGAAGAUUGUUUUUAUUUUUUUUGUUUUUCACAAAAACAUUUUGUUUUCGUUUCAAAUAGUUUUUGUUUUAAUAAUUUUUAUUCUAUGUAUUAUAAUAAAUGUAAUGUUUGUUUUUUGUACUGUGAUCACAAACAAUACUGAUGUUUUCACAAAGUGUACCAAAUGACAAAUAGCGAUUGUAUAAUGUAAUAUAGUAUAUUAUUAUCAAAUUAUUAAGUGUUUAUGUGAUAUUAUAUAUAGUUAAGUGUUAAACCGUGCCGAGUAGAUUUUCUAUAUGGUAUCAGUUGUGAUUUUGUCAAUAAACGAGUUGCUGUAA